GAAAAAGUCACACUAAGAAGCCGCUAGUUCCUUUGACGGGGGUGCAUGCGAGGAUGGAAGGAUCGCGGCCAGACGACGAGAGUGCGAUCUUACUGCGCCAACUAGAAUCUAGGGACACUGGUCAACUGCAGGCCCUGCAUGAAGACUGGUUCCCGAUCCGAUACAACGAGUCAUUCUACCGCAAUGCUGGUCAAGGAAGGUGGGAAAACGGAGAGCCUCUCUUCACCCAAGUCGCGGUUUACAGGCCCAGCGACGACAUCGUUGGCGCGGUAACGGCUCAAAUCCAGCGAUGCGACGAUGCCGAAGACAAGUCCUUGAUCCAGACAAAGGACGGGACGCUCAUGUACAUCCUCACCCUUGGCGCAAGGCAGGAUUUUCGACGUAAGGGCAUAGCGUCCGUGCUGCUCAACACGUGCAUCCAUGAAGCCAAGGCGAAUCCUUCCUGUCGUGCACUGUACCUCCACGUGAAAGCGGACAAUGGCAAGGCCAUUCGGUUCUACGAGAAGAACGGGUUCCAGCGACUUCGGUUCUUGGAAGAGUAUUAUUUCAUCGAUGGCAAGAACCACCAUGCAUAUUUAUACAUCCUCUACGUCAACGGCGGCGCCCCCCCUAACAAGUGGUUCGAUCUCUUCGCCAGACCGCUGUCGCUCUUUGUCGACUUUUGGCACAAGCUGUUUGGAGAUGCACCCGACGAAAAGGCCGAGUCGAUUGUAUAGUACGACAAUUCCCGUGUAAUGCUAGGCACACAACAGUCGGCCACUCGCCAUUUUCUUUGUUAUCACUGCCCCGACACACUGAGCAGUUCCAUCAACCUAACGCUCGUCGGGUAAUUCUGGCAUGGCAAGACUUCACCA
Messenger RNA from Aphanomyces invadans, 854 nucleotides. RefSeq lists its product as hypothetical. Gene Ontology annotation, biological process: N-terminal peptidyl-methionine acetylation. The record is from RefSeq and is a predicted model, not a curated record. The transcript has 3 exons. Gene Ontology annotation, molecular function: protein-N-terminal amino-acid acetyltransferase activity; histone acetyltransferase activity. Gene Ontology annotation, cellular component: Golgi membrane. Lineage: Eukaryota; Oomycota; Saprolegniomycetes; Saprolegniales; Verrucalvaceae. The coding region runs from base 54 to 716 and encodes 220 amino acids.